UCAACCUUCCGGAGGGGCACCUUCAAGCAGCUCAGGCAGCGGCGUCGAGCGGAAGAGACGUGGAAGUGACUCCCAGCAGAAAACAUGUCGUUCCUGACGUUCAGCCGCCUGGCGCCCAAGCUCCUCAGCCCUAAGAAUGCCAACUUCCUUGUGGCAGCCAGAAAUGCCAGCGCAUCAACAACAAAUCUGAAGGAUAUUCUGGCAGAUCUCAUCCCCAAAGAACAGACCAGGAUCAAGAACUUCAAACAACAGUAUGGCAAAACCAACAUAGGACAGGUCACUGUUGACAUGGUCUAUGGAGGUAUGAGGGGGAUGAAGGGUCUGGUUUACGAGACCUCUGUUUUGGAUCCUGAUGAGGGCAUCCGUUUCCGGGGCUAUAGCAUUCCAGAGUGUCAGCAGUUGCUGCCUAAAGCUCCAGGAGGUGAGGAGCCGCUGCCCGAGGGUCUCUUCUGGCUGUUGAUCACUGGGCAGGUGCCCACCGAGGAGCAGGUGAACUGGGUUUCCAAGGAGUGGGCGAAGAGAGCAGCACUUCCCUCUCACGUCGUCACCAUGCUGGACAACUUCCCCACAAACCUGCACCCCAUGUCUCAGUUCAGCGCUGCCAUCACAGCUCUGAACAGCGAGAGCAGCUUUGCACGGGCUUACUCUGAGGGCGUCCACAAGACCAAGUACUGGGAGUUUGUCUAUGAAGACUCCAUGGACUUGAUCGCCAAGCUGCCCUGCAUCGCCGCCAAGAUCUAUCGCAACCUGUACCGCGAAGGCAGCAGCAUCGGAGCCAUCGACUCCAACCUGGACUGGUCCCACAACUUCUCCAACAUGCUGGGCUACAGUGACACCCAGUUCACUGAGCUAAUGAGACUCUACCUCACCAUCCACAGUGAUCAUGAAGGAGGCAAUGUCAGUGCCCACACCAGCCACUUGGUGGGCAGUGCUCUGUCUGACCCCUACCUGUCCUUCAGCGCCGCCAUGAAUGGUCUGGCUGGGCCUCUGCACGGGCUGGCCAAUCAGGAGGUGCUGGUGUGGCUGACUGCUCUGCAGAAGGAGAUGGGAGGAGAGGUGUCUGAUGAGCAGAUGAGGGAUUACAUCUGGAACACACUCAAAUCCGGAAGGGUAGUGCCAGGCUAUGGUCAUGCCGUCCUGAGGAAGACGGACCCACGUUACGCCUGCCAGCGUGAAUUUGCCCUGAAGCAUCUUCCCAACGACCCCAUGUUCAAGCUGGUCGCCCAACUUUACAAGAUCGUCCCCAACGUGCUGCUGGAGCAGGGCAAGGCCAAGAACCCCUGGCCCAACGUGGACGCUCACAGUGGAGUGCUGCUGCAGUACUAUGGAAUGACUGAGAUGAAUUACUACACGGUGCUCUUUGGAGUGUCCCGAGCCCUCGGCGUGCUGGCCCAGCUGGUGUGGAGUAGAGCCCUGGGCUUCCCCUUGGAGCGCCCCAAGUCCAUGAGCACGGAUGGACUGAUGGGACUGGUGGGAGUCAAGUCAGGCUGAAGAACCACCUGAGAGGAGGCGGGGGUUAGUGUAAAGGGUGGGAGGAGGUGGAAAUAUCAAAAAAAAGGCAGACAUAAGUUGACCCCCCUGUCAUUUCCAACCCCAGGGAUUCAAUGGGAUUCAAAGAGACAGUACGCUUUUAAUGUCAUUUCACAAAAGAAGGGCCUUUUAACUCGUCUCACAGUUAGUGUUUGAGUGUAUUUAGUUAACCCCUGAGAGGCUUUCCCCCCCCCGUGCCUCCAUAUCUGGAGCACGUAAGGUGAAGGCUUCAGUCACAUGUAACCCAUAGUCGGCUCAAACUAUGUACUAUUCUAAGUCUGCUAGCAUUGCUAAGAUUUUCCCCUCUGCAGUGUCCACGCAUUUGUCAUUGAGCACCUUGUGGGUCUGAACUAUGAAUAGGCAGUGGCAUUCAAAGGGAAUUGUGGGAGUGAAUUACACUUCGUUUAUAUUUGUUCAAAAGUUAAACUACCUGACUCAACCUUUUGUUGCUUCUGGCUAAUGCAGUGAUUUGUUUUAGAGGACGUCCUAAAGAAAAAUCUGUUAUCCCCCCCCUCCAAAUACGACUCAACUUAGUUUUUCCUUCUAUGCAAUGUUCCCAGACGUCAUCCCAGCCAGUCUAUUAACACGUUUCACUCCCGUAUAUGAACACUCCAGUUUAGACAAAAAGGUUCCUCACAAGUAAAGUUAACAGAGAUAAAGCUGGGCUGGUUGAUAAGUUCGUGGCCUAAGGAUGGAGGAGUCCAUUUCAUGACCUAGCGCAUUUAAACCAUGCGGAUCCCUUCUUUGUGGUCAACGACCUCCAGCGUGGUGACGGUGACCGGCCUCCCGGGAUGGCGUCCAUCCUCCAGGCUCCUUGCCACGCUUCACCAGGAUGUAAGAAGGGACCACCAUGUCCCUCCAGGACCUCUUUAGGUGACAGGCUCUUCCACCUUAGGCCACGGACAUAUCAACCCCCCCCAAGCCAACCUUCAAAAACACCUAAAUCAGUUUAAAGAUACUGCCCCUUUAAAUCUUACGUCUCCCCUCUUUCACCAACUCUAGUGGUUUUUCCUUUUUAAAUGAUGACCUGUUUUUCCCUCUAUGAUCAAAAUAACUGUCUCGUCCGUUUUCAUAGGUAAGCUGUCGUGGUUUUUAACGGGUCUCUGCGCAAAUGGACCCUGGUAGAGAAUCCAGAAUAAUGUACAGUAAUCAUGGUGAUAAAGUUCUGAGCAGAGGGUGUUGUUAGUGACGGCCUGUCGUGAAUCCUUAAGAGCAAGCUUGACUGAACCGUGGGAUCCGGGGACUUUGAGGUCCCGUCUUAUCUGAGUGUAUGUUUGUUAAAUCCCCAGAGGAGAGCGCUUUAAACAUCAAAUACUCCAAAAUGAGCACUUGCUUGAUAGGAUUUCCUUAUUGUAGACGUAGACCCCCCCCCCUCCCCCCCCCGGUUGAUUGUAUCCCUUUUUUCAAAGGUUUUUUUGGGUGUUGAAUAUGUAUAAAACUAUAAUCUUUGGGUUCUCAUUUUGUGGUUUUAUUUAUACUUUGUGUACAUAGGUAUAUAUAUGUAUAUGUAUAGCUUGAAUGUAUGAGCUCGAUCACAUGCUUGUAAUAGCCACAAAGAUUACCAUAGUUGAUCCACAGUGUCCUUCAGUGUCACUGUGAAAACUUAACAAACGAACAAAAAGAAAACUGCAGCUAUCUCGUAUGCAUAUAAUUUCUUGCCUAGCUCAGGGGGCCGAGCCGGUGCUGUUUAUUUCACUACUUUCCACUUCAGUGUUUCAAGCUUGCUCUUAAGCUCCGGGUUUGUCAGCACUCCAUUUAUUUUUCUUGUAGUUCAAGUUCCUGGAUCCUUGUUAAUUUACCUUCCCCUUCAAACUGCUCAUGGCGCGUGUUAGUCAGUAGCUCGUUCAGAUGCGUGAGUCUCUCCGCCCGCUUCCUCCCGGCUUCGUCGGGUGUGUUCAGUGUUUGAUCGGUGUGUUCUUCUUCCGUGUGUUGGGUCGUUCCAGAGAUGAGGUUAUUUUGAUCGUAGAGGAGCAGAUAGAGGUUGUUCAUGGUAACGGUGAAUUCACAGCAGAUGGAUUCACGAAGAGAACCACUGUGGGGGAUGGGGCUGGACGGGUCAAUGGGAGAGAAAAGCUUGAAGAGCAAAUAUUGGAAAACCUGACAAAAAAUGAAAAAUAAAGGUUUUUAUUAACACUU
Messenger RNA from Limanda limanda (common dab), 3666 nucleotides. RefSeq names its product citrate synthase (gene cs). Gene Ontology annotation, cellular component: mitochondrial matrix. Gene Ontology annotation, biological process: tricarboxylic acid cycle; carbohydrate metabolic process; citrate metabolic process. Lineage: Eukaryota; Metazoa; Chordata; Actinopteri; Pleuronectiformes; Pleuronectidae. The record is from RefSeq and is a predicted model, not a curated record. The transcript is spliced from 11 exons. The coding region runs from base 85 to 1491 and encodes 468 amino acids.